AGGAAAUAACCCCUCAAAAUGGAGGAUGGGAAGCCAGUAUGGGCUCCACACCCAACUGAUGGGUUUCAGAUGGGAACCAUUGUCGAUAUUGGGCCUGACAGCUUAACUAUUGAACCCAUAAAUCAGAAAGGCAAGACCUUUCUCGCUGCUAUCAACCAAGUAUUUCCUGCAGAGGAAGACAGUAAGAAGGAUGUGGAAGAUAACUGUUCACUAAUGUAUCUAAAUGAAGCCACCCUGUUACAUAAUAUAAAAGUUCGAUACAGUAAAGACAGAAUUUAUACAUAUGUAGCCAACAUCCUGAUAGCAGUGAACCCUUACUUUGAUAUACUGAAACUUUAUUCCUCUGACGCUAUUAAGAAGUAUCAGGGUAAAUCACUUGGGACACUGCCACCACAUGUCUAUGCAAUUGCCGAUAAAGCAUUCCGGGACAUGAAAGUACUCAAGAUGAGUCAGUCCAUCAUUGUGUCUGGAGAAUCAGGAGCUGGGAAGACAGAAAACACUAAAUUUGUUUUACGGUAUCUGACUGAAUCCUAUGGCAGUGGACAAGAUAUUGAUGAAAGAAUUGUAGAAGCCAACCCACUUCUAGAAGCGUUUGGCAAUGCGAAGACAGUUCGUAACAACAACAGUAGCCGAUUUGGAAAAUUUGUAGAAAUCCAUUUCAAUGAAAAGAAUUCAGUGGUUGGUGGAUUUGUAUCACACUAUUUGCUAGAGAAAUCCAGGAUUUGUGUUCAAGGCAAAGAAGAACGAAAUUAUCAUAUUUUCUAUCGGCUGUGUGCUGGAGCCCCGGAAGAUAUAAGAGAGAAACUGUACUUAAGUUCACCAGAUAAUUUUAGGUACUUAAAUCGUGGAUGUACCCAAUAUUUUGCUACCAAAGAAACUGAUAAGCAAAUUUUACAGAAUCGCAAAAGUCCUGAGGAAGAUGAGUACCUGAAAUUAGGCUCUCUAAAAGAUCCUCUGCUGGAUGACCAUGGAGACUUCAACAGAAUGUGCACUGCAAUGAAGAAGAUUGGUUUAGAUGAUGAAGAGAAGCUGGAUCUCUUCCGUGUAGUGGCUGGUGUUUUACACCUUGGAAACAUUAACUUUGAAGAAGCUGGGAGCACAUCUGGUGGAUGCACGCUGAAGAAUAAAUCUACCCAGUCGCUGGAAUACUGUGCAGAGCUGCUUGGGCUAGACCAGGAUGACCUGCGGGUUAGCUUAACCACAAGAGUCAUGUUGACAACAGCAGGGGGCACCAAAGGAACAGUUAUCAAAGUACCUUUGAAAGUAGAACAGGCAAACAAUGCACGUGAUGCUUUAGCAAAAACUGUCUACAGCCACCUCUUUGAUCAUGUGGUAAACCGAGUAAACCAGUGUUUUCCUUUUGAGACGUCAUCUUUUUUUAUUGGAGUGCUGGACAUUGCGGGUUUUGAAUAUUUUGAACACAACAGCUUUGAACAGUUCUGCAUUAAUUACUGCAAUGAGAAGCUUCAGCAGUUCUUUAAUGAGAGGAUUCUCAAAGAGGAGCAAGAACUCUACCAGAAAGAAGGUUUAGGUGUCAAUGAAGUUCACUAUGUAGAUAACCAAGACUGUAUAGAUUUGAUAGAAGGGAAAUUGGUAGGCAUUCUUGAUAUCUUGGAUGAAGAAAAUCGUCUUCCCCAGCCGAGCGAUCAGCACUUUACUUCAGUGAUCCACCAGAAACACAAAGACCACUUCAGACUCUCAAUACCCAGGAAGUCUAAACUGGCUGUUCACAGAAAUAUCCGAGAUGAUGAGGGUUUUAUUGUCAGACAUUUUGCUGGAGCAGUAUGCUAUGAGACGACCCAGUUUGUCGAGAAGAACAAUGAUGCUCUGCAUAUGUCUCUGGAGUCCCUUAUAUGUGAAUCCAAAGAUAAAUUUGUCCGGCAGCUGUUUGAAUCUAACACUAAUAACAACAAGGACCAUAAGCAAAAAGCAGGAAAACUCAGUUUCAUCAGUGUGGGAAACAAAUUCAAGACUCAGCUAAACCUGCUACUGGAAAAGCUCCGUAGUACUGGGUCUAGCUUUAUUCGCUGUAUCAAGCCUAAUUUAAAGAUGACAAGUCACCAUUUUGAAGGUGCCCAGAUCCUCUCUCAGCUCCAGUGUUCAGGUAUGGUGUCUGUUUUGGAUUUGAUGCAAGGUGGCUUCCCAUCGCGUGCUUCUUUCCACGAACUAUAUAAUAUGUACAAAAAGUACAUGCCUCCAAAGCUGACUCGUUUGGAUCCGAGACUCUUCUGCAAGGCACUCUUCAAAGCUCUUGGAUUGAAUGAAAAUGACUAUAAAUUUGGAUUAACCAAAGUGUUUUUUAGACCCGGCAAGUUUGCAGAGUUUGAUCAAAUCAUGAAGUCUGAUCCAGAUCAUCUUGCUGAGUUGGUUAAACGAGUCAACCAUUGGCUUAUCUGUAGUCGCUGGAAGAAGAUUCAGUGGUGCUCUCUGUCGGUCAUUAAAUUGAAAAACAAAAUAAAAUACAGAGCAAGUGCCUGCAUCAAAAUACAAAAGACUAUCCGUAUGUGGCUGUGCAAGAGAAAGCAUCAACCACGCAUAGAUGGUCUAAUCAAGGUUCGGACACUGAAAACAAGGCUUGACAAAUUCAAUGAAGUAGUGAGUGCUCUGAAAGAGGGAAAAGCAGAAAUGAGCAAGCAGGUCAACGACCUUGAAAUGUCUAUUGAUGCUCUGAUGGUCAAGAUCAAGGCCACUGAAAUGCCUAGACAACAGAUACAGAAGGAGUAUGAUGCAUUAGUCAAAAGCUCAGAACAACUUCUGGGUUCUCUACAGAAGAGGAAGCAACAGGAAGAAGAGGCAGAAAGGUUGCGACGUAUCCAGGAAGAGAUGGAAAAAGAAAGAAAGAGGCGUGAGGAAGAGGAACAACGUCGGAAGAAGGAAGAGGAGGAAAGGAGACUAAAAUAUGAGAUUGAAGCAAAGAGAAAACAGGAGGAAGAGGAGAGGAAAAAAAGGGAAGAAGAAGAAAGGCGAAUUCAGGCUGAAGUUGAGGCUCAACUUGCCAGAGAGCGUGAAGAAGCCAGCCAGCAGCAAGCAGUUCUGGAGCAAGAGCGCAGAGAUCAUGAGCUGGCCAUGAGAAUUGCUCAGAGUGAAUCGGAACUCAUCAAUGAUGAAUCUCAGCUAGAUUUGGGAUUACGCAGACCCAAUGGAGCAAGCUGUCAAAUGACUGCGGAGCAAAUGGCUACAGAAAUAUCAGCACUUUUGUCUAGGGGACCUGCAGUUCAAGCCACAAAAGCUGCCAUUGGCACUAAAAAACAUGACCUUAGCAAGUGGAAGUAUGCCGAGUUACGUGACACAAUCAAUACCUCUUGUGAUAUUGAACUGCUGGCAGCUUGCAGAGAAGAGUUUCACAGGCGACUAAAAGUUUACCAUGCUUGGAAAUCCAAGAAUAAGAAGCGCAAUGCAGAAACAGAACAGCGUGCUCCAAAAUCAGUGACUGACUAUGAUUUUGCACCAUUUAUGAACAACUCAACUCAACAGAAUGCAGCAAGUCAGUUAGCUGCUAGGCAGCAGCCGGAGACUGAAGUGAAUCGGCAGCAACGUUACUUCCGCAUUCCCUUCAUCCGCCCAGCAGACCAAUAUAAGGAUCCCCAGAACAAGAAGAAAGGCUGGUGGUAUGCCCACUUCGAUGGACCAUGGAUUGCUCGUCAGAUGGAGCUUCAUCCAGAUAAGCCACCCAUCUUGCUAGUGGCUGGCAAAGAUGAUAUGGAGAUGUGUGAGCUGAAUCUUGAAGAGACUGGCUUGACUCGUAAGCGUGGUGCUGAAAUUUUGCCGAGACAGUUUGAAGAGAUUUGGGAGCGCUGUGGGGGAAUCCAGUAUCUUCAAAAUGCAAUUGAGAGCAAACAAGCACGGCCUACUUAUGCAACUGCUAUGUUGCAGAACCUGUUGAAAUAAAUAGUCACUUUGCACAUUCACAUUUGGUGUUUUGAAACCUUCUCCCACCUUAACAAUAAAGGGAAAUAGUGCCUCUGAGUAACAGAGGACUCUUAUGCAUUCUAUAAUCAUAUAGAUAUAUUUAAUAUAAACAGAUUUUAUUAAUGUGGCGGUUUUAAUUUGUACUUCUGAUGUUUGUGUAGUGAAUUCAUUAGUUCCUUGGAUCUAAGCAUUUGUUUCAGUGAAGUAUGUUGUUUGCUUUUGUUCAUACAUUGACUCUUUUUCAUAUAGCAUUUCUCAUGACACUAAUGCUGUAAUGUAGGAUAAUGUAUUAUGAAGAUCUAAGUACAUAGCUACAAUGAGCUUCAUUUUCUUUUCUGCCUAUAGAGUACCUCCUUUGUAAUACUCAGAACGUUAGUUUCUUCAGGAUAACAUAGUACAGUGUUCCUCACCAUGGAGCUUUCCAGAUAUUUGUGGCUACAGCUUCUGUCAGCCCCCAUAAGCAGACCAGUGGCGUUGCUAUCCAAUACAUCUGGAAGGCACCGGGUUGAGGCUAGUAGGUGUAAUAUGAAGGCAACAUUGCACCUUCUAACUGGAAUUGUGAGGCCUUAAUGUUAACUUCUUUUGUUUAGAAGUUAAAGCAAACUUUUAUGAGACAAAGGAGUACAUGUGCAGAGUCUGAAAUGUUUGAUAUCUAUAUACAUUCAAUUAUGAAAAAAAAAUAUUUGAGGACAUGUCUUGGGUGAAUUGCAGGAUUUCACUUGUUGAAAGCAGAACAAUUCUGUAUGAAGUACAUUAAUAAUAAUGGAAACACUGAAACAUUUUGGUGCAUAUUUAAGUAGUUGAAUUUGUGUGUUUUUCCUUUUUUAAACAACUUUAUUUUUUACAACAUGAAUUCCUUCAAGUGAUUUUGUUUUUAUUUUUCUGUCAUAAGUUUCUUAGAAAUCCUUUCACAGUCUUUCAAAUGUUACUUCACAAAUGUUACCUAAAAUAUAUCACUAGAUCCACUUAGAGGAUAAGGGAAAUGGCUUCCAUUUUUCAAGAGAACAAAAACCUGAUUGGACUAUACUAAUCUGAAUCUUGUACUUCCUUUGUACUUUCAUGAAAUGCACAUGGAUUCUGUAGCUUUUCUCAGACUUUUUUCAGAUUCUUGAUGAGUGGCACAGCAUUGGCAUUUCCAGACAUGAUGUUCUGCUUCAAAUAAUUUGACUUCAUAGUGUAAAAGUAAUAAACCAUUUCUUCUAAUCUUGCAGAUUAUUUUUAGCUAAUCUUCCAAUUUCAGACUUUGUAGGUUCCUCUUUUUUGACCAUGCUAUCCUUGAUGGCAAUUAAAAUUUUAAUGUAUAACAAUUACUGGUUUCAUACAGAUUUAAGUUACCUUUUAGAUAUUGCUGGAUAGCCCCUAUUGCUUGUUCAUAUCAGCAGACUAAGCCUUGGUUUUAUCUCAGUGUUAGGAGAUUUAUGGAAAUAAAGCAACAUUGUCUGCAGGUUUUUUUUAAAGCCCUAAAUACAGACCACACUUGGGGAAGAUUUCAUUCCUUUAUUAUAUAUUUUAAAAAAACUAAUUACACUUGUGGUUUCUAAUUUUUAAAUCUUCAAAUGUACUUUUCAGAUACAGAGUUAUCAUCAUCUUCUGUCACAGCAUGCCAGUGGGCAGAAAUAAUAUCCAUAUUGUAGCAAGUGUAAGAAAAAAGUGUCUCUGUGCCUUCUAAGGUUCAGCCAGGGUGGGAGGAUGUAAAAAUUUAACAUUUUUAUAACCCCCAUUGAAAUCUGAACAUCUUUUGGGCUCGUGAAGAUGGUCUUCCAUUCCCAUCCUCACACUGUUGAAAUGGCUUCCCACAUCCACCUGCACUCAGACCAACAAGCAGGUGGUUGAUGUAGCAUUUGGGUUCAGUUUAGUCUGUUUCUGCUCCAGCUGUUUAUUGGUUGUGUCUACUGUCAAAAUCCAUCAGAGGUUGCAUAUGGAGAUUUGAUAAAACAUUGAGAACCAGUGCUUGUAUCUAAAAACUUCUUCCUCGAGGAGAAAAUAGUUCUUCUCACUCGAGGAGAAAAGCUUUGAUUUCUGCUGUUUUCCACUUCCUUGAGCCUUAGUUUCCAAUGCUACACUGCAAGGCAUUCCAGAGGUACCAUGAUCCCCAGGAAUGGCAUUUUGGCCCUCAAAAAGAAGCCAUGUGGAUGAAAUAUAAAGCUGAUUAGGUUGGCAUCCCACAGAAUAGUGUGAAUGGAACUUCUCUUGGAUCAUUUUUCGAGAUCCAAGUUCAAGUGGGUUUUGGACAUACACAUCCAACAAGAGGAGUCUUGUCUCUUUUGUCUAUGUAAGGUUUAAUUCAGGGAUUUUUUGUUGGGUUAAAUUAAGGUGAAAUAAAACAUAAAUUAGUAAAUUAGAAAUCUUGUUGAAUAAUGUUGAACUGAGCCCAAGGUACAGGACCAGGCAACCUUUUUGCCCCAGUGCAGCAAUGGGAGGUGAGUUGGGGACAUGUAAGAAUGAACAGAGGGUUUGGCUAGUCUUGGAACCCCCUCCCCACGCUUCCCAUACUUACCCUUUCCCUGUGCACAAACACCCUGCCUUAAACCUUGCCUCUCUUUCUGCACUGAAAUUCCAUCACAAUCUCCCCUCCUCAGCUGACUGGCACUGUAGGAUUUUUUUCUAGGGCCCAUCAACUGGGGAGAGGGAGACUGGCACACAGGCAUAACUUGACUGAUGUGUCAUCUUCCCCAUCUACACUGCAUCCACCAAACAGCUAAAGAACAGCUGUUCUGUGUCCUGGGGAGAGUUUGGUUGUGACCAGGCAGGUCAUCACAUCAGCUUAGUCCAUCAGGAGAGAGUAAAUUAAUUAGGAAGAUGGUGAAUAAGGAUGCUCUUUCCACUGUGCCACCCUCUCUGUUGUGAUCCUGCUCUCCUCAGUCUACUGGACAGCUGAGCAAUGAGCUGGGAGAGGAUGAAUCCUGGGACUUUAUUGCACAGGACUCCUGGGAUGCAACGAGGAUGGUCCCAAAGGAGCCAGGAAUGGAAUGGAAUGAGUGGGGGAUGCAUUUUACUGCACACAGAGUCCUUCAUUCAUUCUGUUCCCUGCCCUUCCAUUCCCAGUCUGUUUCAGAGAGGAGGAGAUUUUCGAGAACUGUUUUGAACAGUUCUCAAAAAUCUCCUCUGGAACAGAUGGGGAACAGAUGGGGAAUGGAACGGAAGGAGUGAGGGACUUGUAUGUGCGAUAAAAUGCAUCCCUCACUCAUUCCCAGCCCCUUCUGUUCCGUUCUGAGACCGAUCCCUGGGACUCACAAAAGCAUCCGGGAAGUACAUUUUUCCCUGUGUUUUAUUUGUUAUCACAUUUGGUUACAGCUAAUAUGGGAGCUUAUCUCAUUAACAAAUAAGCCGACUUACCUCUUCUGGCUUGAAUUCCCGAUCUGGGAUAUCCCCGGAUGUUAUCAUACCUAAAUAGUUACCUAUCUAGCCGGGAGGCCACCGCCCGGAUGCAUCCCGGUUCAAAGCCUCACUCAGCUGGCCAAUUUUUGAUGUCAGAAACUCCCCAACUUCAAAAAAGUGCUGGCUGAGCGAGGCAUCGACUCGGGAUGCAUCCCGGGUAGAUAGGUGGCGAUUUAGGUAUGAUAACAUCUGAGGGCAUCCUAGAUCCUGAAUUCAAGCUGGAAGAGGUAAGAUGGCUUAUUUGUUAAUGAGAUAAGCUCCGUAGUCAAAACUGGUGAAGUCCAGCUAAAGGUGUCCUUGAUCAACUUGGCUUUUUGACUGGUUUUAAGUGGGACUUUGGACCAAAAUUACAGAAGGUUUUUUGACUUUGUGUGUUUUAUUUCAACAGUGAAAUGUAGAUGAAGGGAAAGAAAAUUGGAGCAACAGUAGAUGGGAAAGGUUGCACAACCUCCUCUUUACAAGUCAUGUUUCCCAGAACAUUUGCCCACCACAAACAGUUUUUCUCCCAGCUGGAAAAGGAUACGCCACCUUCAUAUUUUACUUUAUUUGGGUUAGAGUGCAGCAUGGAGGACAACAUCAAUUGCAAAAGUGGCCGUCAGAGUUAAGUCACCUUUCCUCCCACUGCUGCUCCAGUCACACAGCUUGAAUAGCAACUACUAAUGUCUAGGACCCUGGUUUGCCCCCAGAUUGUUUCUGACUUUGGCUGGUUGAGAACUUUUGAUGAUAGCUUUGAAUCACAUUCAAUUGAAGUAGUGAAUUCAUUUGGCUUGUUAUCAGUUACCUCUCUUGGAUAUAAUAGCCAUUUGUAUGGUGUUGUUUAAGGAAAGGGACAAAAAUAAUCAGAGCGGGGGGGGACUGAUGAACUAUUUUUCUGUGUAUGCUGGAUACAGCUAUGUUUCUCUCAAUUCCCUAUUAAGGGAGAGAUGCACUCCUAGUUCUUUUAUGCUCAUUUCUAUACAUUUUCUAUAUAUCUUCUGUGUCUUCUCAGACUAUUUUUUGAGCAGAACUUGAACCACUUGCUUCAGUCUGUAGAAUGGUUUUAGCUGACCUCUGCCACUCACUCUCUUUGUAAGAAACCAUCCACACUUGAACCAAACACCCCGUCAAAUUGAUAAGUGCCACAGGUAAAAAGAGAAAGGUAACAUGUAUACAGCUGUAGUUUAAUUUCCUUUUUCCGUUGUAAUUUAUCAGUAAGAAUUUUCAAAAAUGGGGUGUGUGCUCUAAGAUUUAUAGAGGUGUGCAAAAAUUAUAAUUGGAAAAAAGUGUUCAUUUUCCUCCGCCUAUGAAGAAAAACAAGCUAAGAUGUGGGUCAACAAAUAAAACAAGAAGUACUUAAAUGGGAUGCCAUAUUAACAUUACUAACACUGAGUUAGUUGAAUUGUUGACUAUAGCAUCUCAUAUCUUUCAUAUAAUCCUACUUGAUGUUUUAGCAUGAAAAUGAAUAGCAAAUGUGUUUUACUCAAGGGGAGCUAAUCUUGUAUAAAUUGGAAUUAGGAAAUGUUUCCUGCUAUUUUUGUAUUCAUGAUCUAUGUGCUGUUUAAAAAAACAAAAGGAAAAUUGACUGACAAAUGCAUGUACAUCAUUUGAUUAAACCUGAAUGUGUGACACAUUUUGUUUUGAGGGUAUUUAAUAUGAUAUAGAAAUGUCCUUGUAGUGUUUGGACUGUGAUGGUUGUUUUGCAUUUAAAAGCCAUCACAUUCUGGUUACAGCCAUUUGAUGAUGAAAAUGCUAGUGUGAACCUAGGCUAAGUUUCAAGAUGUAGCAGUCCAAGGCUGCAUCCACAUUGCAGAAAUAAUCUAGUUUGACACCACUUUUACUGCCAUGGCUUAGUGCUCUGGAAUUCUAGAAACUAGUUUUGUGGGACAUUUAGCUUUCUCUGACAGAGCUCUGGUGCCACAACAAUUUAGCCGUGGCAGUUAAAGCAGUGCCAGACUAGAUUAUUUCUGCAGUGUCUAUGCAGCCCAAGUUAUAGGACCAAGAUCUGCACCUCUGUUGUCCUUCAGAAAACAACCCAAAUGUCAUGAACUUUCCAUUCCAUUCUACUAAUAUUCUUUAAUUAUAUCUUUUUAUCUCUGGCUUUAUUUCCUCCUAAACCAUUUCAAGUAGUUUGUCAAAUUACCUUAAUUAUGUACUGAAAAUUGCAGCAAAAUAAAUUUACUCUGCUGAUC
Messenger RNA from Sceloporus undulatus (fence lizard), 9455 nucleotides. RefSeq names its product myosin VI (gene MYO6). Gene Ontology annotation, molecular function: actin filament binding; ATP binding; microfilament motor activity. The record is from RefSeq and is a predicted model, not a curated record. Lineage: Eukaryota; Metazoa; Chordata; Lepidosauria; Squamata; Phrynosomatidae. Gene Ontology annotation, biological process: endocytosis; vesicle transport along actin filament; inner ear auditory receptor cell differentiation. The transcript has 35 exons. The coding region runs from base 19 to 3888 and encodes 1289 amino acids. Gene Ontology annotation, cellular component: ruffle; endocytic vesicle; myosin complex.